UAAUUAAAUAUGUCAGCCCCCAGUAAGUGAUGUAGCUCACAAAAAUGCAAAAAUCUAGUAAAUUUACUAAAAAUAUGCACCAAAGGCACCCAAUAGUGGAUUCACUGUAUAAGGAUGGUAUCACGUGUACUAAUACAUUAAGGAUAGCCGAAAACGUCUAUAUUGAUCUAUGUGAAGUGAAGGGAUGGAGGCGCGUCACGUGGCACGUACUAAAUAGAAAAAUUGUCGUAUUUUCUGGCCAAGUACGUGCAGGUAAUGCGCCCCAACAAAUUGUAGUCCCUGUUUCAUCUGAUACCCUAACCUCAUUCAAGGAUUUAGAUGUCAUGCUACACGACUGCAGUCAUCUACUUGGGGAGACUAAUAGCUGCAUCACCAUGGCGAUUGUCGCGCCGGACUCCCUCGUUGUUUACUACGACGUGAGCGCGGGGAUUGUUCCGCCUCCCCUGCCGGUGGCGGCGGCGACGGCGAUGCCAAAACGACGCGAGAAGCUGCGGAGUCGACCGCCGCAGAAACGAACCCAUGCUGGCGACGACCCCUUUCACGACGAGAUUCAGCUUCCUCUGCUGGGUUUGUCCGCAGCGGACGAAUCGACGGGCAACGGAGCACAGAGUGAACAAUGUGCUGACGUCGCCGGACGCUCAGCAAGCCACGCUGACGACAACAAACGUUUGGAAGUGACAGGCGACGAGAGACCACGAUUACCCGGUAAAGCUGCGCGGCUCGACGAACGGAUGGAGGAAGGGAGGCGUGAAGGUGCUGCAGGUGCGCCAUCUAGGGACAGAGAGGAUAAACUAGUCGCGAUUCAGGGUUGGGGAACAGACACGUGGGGCUGACACAGAUGUAACUGGUGUUUACACAAGCACAUUAUAUAUUAAGGAAGGUUCUAUAAAUAAACAUGUAUUAUAUAAUAAGGAGAUA
Messenger RNA from Priapulus caudatus, 918 nucleotides. RefSeq lists its product as uncharacterized. NCBI's taxonomy places the organism in Eukaryota, Metazoa, Priapulida, Priapulimorpha, Priapulimorphida, Priapulidae. Gene Ontology annotation, molecular function: nucleic acid binding. Bases 45 to 833 code for a protein of 262 amino acids. The record is from RefSeq and is a predicted model, not a curated record. Gene Ontology annotation, biological process: tRNA splicing, via endonucleolytic cleavage and ligation. The transcript has 4 exons.